CCGGCGGGGCAAGUCACGGGCUAACAUUCCCUCGACUAGCUGGCGCGCUCUGGGCGAUCGUCUCCGACAAACGACUUAACGAAUAGAGAGCCACGAGCGCCUACUCCGACAUGGACUUUGGGACACACAACGUUUCCGACCCUAUGGCUUACAGGGGAGGAGGAGUGUCCUUUGGUUACCCCGAAGGGUUUACGCUGAUGGACCUAGUUCCCGACGACGUCAAACCUCUUGUUCAUCCCCACUGGAGCAACUUUCCUCCCGUCAACCCUAUGUGGCACUAUUUGCUGGCAGGUAUUUACAUGAUCCUUGGUUUCCUUUCCUUCUUCGGCAAUGGUAUCGUCAUGUACCUGUUCCUGUGCAAGAAAAGCUUGCGUUCUCCUGCAAACAUGUUCGUCGUUAAUCUGGCUUUCAGCGACUUCAUGAUGAUGGUGUCUCAGUUCCCCAUGUUCGUCAUGAACUGCUUCAGCGGAGGCUACUGGUCUCUGGGCGCCUUUGCCUGCCAACUCCAUGCCUUCACUGGAGCUCUCUUUGGCUUGACAUCCCUCUUGACACUGGCUGCAAUUGGCUAUGAUCGCUACUGCGUGAUCGUCAAAGCCUUCGACGGAGGCCACAUCAGCUCGGGAAAAGCUUUCAUCAUAAUUCUUCUGUGUUGGGGAUAUGCCACAGCAGUUUCAAUCUGGCCAUUCUUCGGUUGGAACUCAUAUAUCCCUGAAGGUAUCCUUACCUCCUGCAGCUUUGACUACAUCAGCCAAGAUUGGAGCACCAAGUCCUUCGGCCUCUUCCUGUUCAUCAUGUGCUACUGCAUUCCGCUCACUCUCAUCAUCUUCGUGUACUCCCAGAUCGUGGGCGCCAUUCGCCAGCACGAAAAGGCUCUCCGAGAACAAGCCAAGAAAAUGAACGUGGAAAACCUCCGCUCCAACGCCGACGCCAAGAAGCAAAGCGCUGAAGUUCGAAUCGCCAAGGUGGCAGUGGCCAAUGUCUUCUUGUGGCUGCUGACGUGGACGCCCUAUGCCUACGUUGUCUUGACUGGACUGUUUGGAGAUCAAACGAAGGUGACUCCACUUGUCUCCGCCCUGCCCGGCCUCAUCGCAAAGACCGCCUCUGUCUACAACCCUAUCAUGUUCGCCAUCUCGCACCCCAAGUUCCGCCUCGCCCUUCAGGAGGCCAUGCCAUGGUUCUGUGUCCACGAAGAGAAGGACGACGACACGAAAUCCUCGAAGACUGAAUCGGAAGCUCCAAAGUAAAGCCUUCUAUCUAAGGCUUACUUGAGGGCAAUCACAAAAUUCAUGUCGCCUGAGAUGGCUUUUAUGAUUAUCAUCAAGUGUAUUAGGUAUUAUGCUUAAUUGCUAUUGAUGUGAUACAGAUGCUAGGAUAUUUAUGGGUAAACGGAAGCUGCUUUUGACAACGCACAUCGCUAAUUUUAAAACAGUUGUAAGUGACGUCUCUAAAUGCCGAUAAUAUCUUGUAGUUGUUGAACCUUGCAAUAAAAAGAA
Penaeus vannamei (Pacific white shrimp) is the source of this 1493-nucleotide messenger RNA. Its product is annotated as compound eye opsin BCRH2-like. Lineage: Eukaryota; Metazoa; Arthropoda; Malacostraca; Decapoda; Penaeidae. Gene Ontology annotation, cellular component: plasma membrane. Gene Ontology annotation, biological process: visual perception; cellular response to light stimulus; phototransduction. The record is from RefSeq and is a predicted model, not a curated record. Gene Ontology annotation, molecular function: G protein-coupled photoreceptor activity.